AUGUUUGCAGGAAGCAUCCAGGACAGGCUGCGAGCUCGAGAGGAGGAUCGGAUCGGCGCAUUUCGGCAGCGCUCUGUGCCAGUGAACGUAUCCGGGCAUCCAGAAGCAGUGCGAGACUACUCGUCUAAGUGCCACCACAUCGCUGAGCUGAAGGAGAAAGCUCGGAGGAUUUCGACACUCGAGAAGCAGCUGCUUAUGUCGGAAGAAGCCCGUACCCAACUGACGAUGGACAUUGACGUCUUGAGUGAUAAGCUGGAGCAGGCUUCGAUCAUCAGGAAAAGAAAUGAGACGAUCAUAGAGUCGCAGAAGCAAGCUAUCCAGCAGCUGCAACUGGCCCUGCGAAAUCAACAAAAGGCCGUGGAAACGAUCCUCGGAGAGGAGGGUGACUCCCGUCAGUACAGUCAAGUGCAGAGGGAGGUCGAGGCCAGUCAGGUGACACUGAGGCAAGCGCUCGCGCCCCGCCCCGCGUCAGCCCCCCGACAGCCGGCGCAGCCAGCUCAGCCAGCGGUGCAGCGGCCUGCGGCAGGUGCGGCAGGCUUCAGUGUCUUCGGCGGAGAGAAGGAGCAAGACUCGGAGGACUCGGAGGAGACGGAGUCCAGUGCCCCCAGCGUCCCCAGUGCACCGAAACCCACAGCAAAGCUUUAUACGCCAGGGACAACUCCAAGAACUGCUUCCUCCAGUCCGCGCGUCGCAAGCCCCACAGCCAACCGCUUCAUUUAG
Messenger RNA from Symbiodinium natans, 720 nucleotides. The record is from the annotation of a GenBank genome assembly. Lineage: Eukaryota; Dinophyceae; Suessiales; Symbiodiniaceae.